AUGUUAGGACUUGUGACGGCGAUUGUAUUCGUAUCGUUGGGCUCUCUUGCAUAAUCGAGUUACUUCUGUCGUGACUACACGCGACCAUUACCUAACGAGGAAGACACCGUCGUAUAUCUGAAAAAGAGAGGAAUUGGGCUAGCCUACGUUGAGAAGGUCAAAUGGAAAAAGAAUAAUGAGGAGUUAGAUGACGACGUGAUUUCGGCACAAGUCUUGGAGCUGGAAACCAUCCCAUCAUGUCGUGGGACCCGUCGGCCCGUAAAAGAGGUUUUCGUUGUGGACCGUGGAUUUUCCGCUGGUGAAACAGUAAUAAAAUUCGAGAAUGAGUUUAUUGGAGUUUCAUUGAAAGAGUACAUGCGUAUUCCGCGACUCGACACUGCUAUUGGACAAGUUGUAAAUGUUGAGGUUCGCGGUGACGUACUGUUAUUGCCGCGGAAGAAUGUGGUUGUUAGAAAUGUCCCCUUAGGAAGAAAUGAAUAUGUUAGUUUGACUGAUGCCGUGCAGAUGCACUUUAUGCUGGAUGUUUAUAAUAUUGUAAACAAGGAUCAUUCACCCACUCAGAGCGAAGCGUCCCCCCAAUCCUCUCAAUUGGAAGUGGAUCGAAAAGUUUCUGUUACUAAGGGGUCAAAGGUCGCUCGCAUUAGUAACAGAGUAGAGUCGAAUGAAGAAAAGAACUCUCCAUUGUCGCAUAAUUCGAAUAGUUUUAAUUAUGUGGAGCCAGAAACAGAUAUGAGGUGGGAAGGUGUUUAUGAGUCGUCAAGCGAAAGUAUUGAGGAGGAUGAAGCACCGUCGAAUUCUGGACGACCAAGAGUUGCCGUUGUUAGAAGCCUUGUUCGACAAAGACGGAAACGCAAGCAUCCAGUUCAGCGUCGGAGAUGUACACCAUCAUCACCAAUUAAUACCGCUGAAUUAGAGAAAGAAAUACUGAAUAAUGAGGUCUUUGGAGAGUGGAUGAACGGUACAGUCGAGCGUCAAAUUCCUGGUUAUUUGCUCAUUCCAUAUGAUCCUGAUUUGGACCAGCAGGAUCAUUUGCCAGGAGUCUUAGUUGCGCGUAAAGACGUGGAAAACACCGAUAGCAUUUUUGGUGUAAUACUGUCGACAGACUCUGCUGAACGUUCCUGUGUUGUAGCGUGGUUCGAACGCAAAGAAGAAUGUGUGGAAAAGAUUGCUGAGGAGAAAUGUAUCCUAUUCGACAUUAUGGCACAUCCGACUUAUAAGCGUGUGUUCGUUGGUAAUUACGGUGUAAGCGUCAAUCAUCAAUCAAGCGACAUGGCUGAGAUGGCUUUUCAAAUUGUCGCUGAUCUAAGGAAUGGGAAGCAGCUUGUACGAUUUUUGAAUGGGACCGAGCAAGAACUGUGGCCCUUCGACAUUUUGCCCAUUGAUUUUAUGGACGAGUCGAUGAGUAGUGAUGAUGAAGACGAUUUAAGUAUCUCAGAAGCCGACCUGUCGAAAGACAUGAGUUUAUUUUCUGUGACAUCGGACAAGGUGGCAGAAUUUAUCUGUCAUCUAGGAUUUUUCCAAUGCCCAAAAUUAAACGAAAGCUGUCUGGUUGAUCGAGAAAGAAUUGUCGCAGUGAUUGAGCGUUUUGUUGAAUCUUUCCCACAACUGGAGGAUUUUUCAAAACAGUAUAGCCCAGAGGAUGACGUGAAGAGUUCUACGUGUUUUCAGCAGCAACGAAUCACCUUGAUUCUGAAGGCUUCGACUCGACAAAUGAUAAAAGGAAUUGAUCGUACGUCGCUCACAGCAACGCUCAUGGCACAGAUUCUCGAAUAUGAAAGUUGGCCCGUGGAGAACGUUAAUCUGAUUGUCAACAAAGAAAUUAAAUUUCUGAACAUACCAGAAUGGAUAUCAAACGCAACUGUCCCUUCAGCAUCACCUGGGCGUAUUUUUCUUCGCAACAGGCGAUCUGUGGACUUCCUUAAUCCGACUUUGCUUCAACGGCUAAUGGACUUCUGUCAAGCGUACUCUUUCGAAACAGUCUAUGAUGAAGUGCUUGAUGAACUCGUUGACGCUGUUCCUAGCGAUGUUUCUAAAAUUUCGAUGGGGAAUAAGUUCUGUACGACUUUGUUCAGGGAGCACAAAGUGCUAGCUGAGAACGUACCGGAUAACAUCCAUGUUCACACAUUCGCAAAUAGGUUGGAUGUUCUACACGUUCUCAUCAUUGGACCAAUGGGAACGCCUUUCGAAACUACCCCAUUCUUUUUCAAGUUCCAACUGCCUUAUGAUUAUCCUGAGAAGCCACCCAACGUGACUUAUGUGGCAUACUCAAAGGAACAACUCAACCCAAAUCUUUACCAAAACGGAAAGGUUUGCACAAGCCUACUUGGUACAUGGUCUGGUCAGGUAUGGCAAUUCCUUUCUGGUGUCAUCCAAUCGUUAAUCUUAGUGCCGGAACCAUACUUCAACGAAGCAGGUUAUGAGAACCGUAAGCUGCUAACCGAAAUGAGUGACAAGUCCCGGCGUUACAAUGAAACAGUGGCUAUCAAUUCUUUGGAAUAUCUCCACAAGAUUUAUCUCGAACCUCCAGCUGAGUUCAGUGACAUGAUAAGAGAAUUCGUUAGGAAAUCUUGGUCGCGGCUGCAUUGCCGUAUUAAUGGCUGGAUAUCCGGAGACGCACCGCCAUCGUUUCCAGUGAUGAAUUCUAAAGGCUUCAAAGUAGCCCUUGAGAAGAUACUAUCCAAGAUAACUACGGCUGUCAACACUCAAGGUGGAGAACAGAUGGAGAACACGGAAUCUAUUCAGUUAAGUACUUAUCCAAUUUUUAACAAAAGGACGCUUGAACACUAA
Messenger RNA from Angiostrongylus costaricensis, 2787 nucleotides. The record is from the annotation of a GenBank genome assembly. Lineage: Eukaryota; Metazoa; Nematoda; Chromadorea; Rhabditida; Metastrongylidae.